This is a messenger RNA of Lepus europaeus (European hare), 831 nucleotides long. RefSeq names its product NFAT activating protein with ITAM motif 1 (gene NFAM1). Gene Ontology annotation, molecular function: transmembrane signaling receptor activity. Gene Ontology annotation, biological process: regulation of B cell differentiation; positive regulation of cytokine production; positive regulation of B cell receptor signaling pathway. The record is from RefSeq and is a predicted model, not a curated record. The coding region runs from base 1 to 831 and encodes 276 amino acids. Gene Ontology annotation, cellular component: membrane raft. The transcript is spliced from 5 exons. NCBI's taxonomy places the organism in Eukaryota, Metazoa, Chordata, Mammalia, Lagomorpha, Leporidae.
AUGGAGAGCUGGUCCCCGCGCCUCAUGGCUGCAGCGCUCCUGACAUUGCUGUCGUGGACCCCACAGCGGGCAGGUGAGCUCCGACUGCUCGGCUCAGCGAGGCCCAAGGACCUCACGGGCACGCCUCCUGGACCGGGAGGACAGUCAGUGACCAACCUCGGCCCCCCCAUAGUGGUCUCCCUGGCCAACACAUUCGUCUCAUUCAGAUGCAGGGUCACUUGCCCAGACAUGCCGGAAUUCAAGAACAUCACGGUCGGCUACUUUGAUGUGGAUGUCCAGGGUCACACCAGCUCUGAGAAGUCCAUCACCUGCCGACCCGUGCCAGGCACAGAGAACAAGAGCUACUCCCUGGAGUGCGGGGCCAUCAUCAGGUUGCCCGGUGCAUCAGCCACGGGCACCUACUACUGCUCUCUCCACUGGCGGGGCUUCACCUGGAAUGGCGAUGGCACCUUCCUCCUGGUCAGAGACUCGGGGUAUCGAGAGCCCCCGCAGAGCUCCCAGAAGGCCCUGCUCUUUGGCUUCACUGGCCUCCUGACUGUCCUGAGUGUCCUGGCCACGGCACUGCUCUUCUGGAAGAAGAAACAGAUGGGGGCUCCGGGGAAGCGCUCAGACCCGAGACCUGCCAGCGCCUCGAAGCAGCCUGCAGCGGAAGCUGUCUACACGGCCCUGCAGCACCGAGAGACGGAGGUUUACGCCUGCAUCGAGCAGGAGGCCUGCAACCCACCCUUUGCCGGGAACCCUGUCUCCCAGGUACACAGGGCCCCGGGCAGCAAGUCUGGCUCCUCCUUGCGUUUCGUCUGUGAAAUGGGAGUCGAUGGACCCUGGAUGUGA